AUGCCAGAAACAUCAGCGUUCCUCUUCGAGUCCAACUGCCCCGGGUUCCCGACCCCGAAACCGCACCUGCCUCAGCCUGGCGCUUUCCCGGCCCCGCGCCCGCGCCCGCGCCCGCCGAGCCGCGCCCACGGAACCCCUCCGCUCCCUCGGCCGCGCCCUCUCCACCCUUCCUGCGGUCCCGCAGCCCUGGCGUUCGCCCCCUACUCAGAACCCCCUUUUCCCAUCGAGCCUCCCCUCACUGACUGCACCCCGCUUCCCCGUCACCGCGGGGCCUCUCGGCCGAGCGAGCCCACCGGCGCGGUCAGCGUAAACCAGUCCAUUCUGCCCUCUAGGCCGCGACCCAGGCCGCGGGGGUCUCUGCCGCCCCUUCUCCUCACCGUGCCGUCCCCGGGGCCCUCGUCCCGGGCCCCCUUCGCUCCCUCACCGACCACGGACUCCAGCCCCGUGUCGGGGUGGCUCAGCGGCUCCAGCGGCGCGGGCUGCAAAAGCCGCUCAGGGUCGGGAGCUGCCUGCUCCACGGCUGCGGCUCAGCACAGCGGACACAGUGCGCCGGCGCCGCCUCGCCUGGGCCCGCCCACCCACGGCCGCCGGCCAGGCCCCGCCCCCUAG
Molecule: messenger RNA, 609 nt
Organism: Rangifer tarandus platyrhynchus (Svalbard reindeer)
Lineage: Eukaryota; Metazoa; Chordata; Mammalia; Artiodactyla; Cervidae
Source: the annotation of a GenBank genome assembly